Messenger RNA from Brassicogethes aeneus, 1155 nucleotides. Lineage: Eukaryota; Metazoa; Arthropoda; Insecta; Coleoptera; Nitidulidae. The record is from the annotation of a GenBank genome assembly.
AUGGUUAAUUUGGAAUUUGCCAAAAGGACACCAGCAAAUAAUCCGAGGAAAGAUUUAUUUAACAAAAGUGAUGGCAAAUAUAGUUCAAUAAAAAAUAAUACAAAGAAGCUAAAGAAAGAAACCCCAAAAGGUAUAAAAAGGAAAUACAACUCCGAUAAAACCUGGUCAUGCAAAAAAUGUUUGGAUGAAUUUUCAACGCUAAGAGCGCUCAGAGCCCACCGAAAAAUACAUGUCGUUCAAGAGAGUGAAGAACACACGUACAAGUUUGAUGAACUUCAAGAUUUGUUUAUCUGCAAUACAUGUUGUGCAGAAUAUCAGGUUAAGGAAGAGAUUGAAAAACACAUAAAAACUCACGAGGAAAUAUACAACUGUAAAGUAUGCGAAGAAAAAUUUAAGACUGCCUAUAGCUAUGCUACUCAUGUCAUAAUUCAUUCCGACGAUAAGACGUUUAAGUGCCCUUCUUGUACAUAUACAACCCUUAAACGAACAGGCUUGCUUAUUCAUAUUAAUUACGUACAUUUGAAAAAGUUUUUGUAUGUUUGUAUUAAGUGUGGUAAAGGUUUUAACGAUGCAGUGCUGUUUAAGGAGCAUGAUAAUGAACACCUUGGCCUUCGCCCUUUUAUUUGUAUAGUUUGCAACAAAGAUUUCGCUUAUUCUCGCUAUUUGCACACCCACCAAGUAAGAAACCAUAAAGUAACAAUCGAAGGUGAACUUCUUCCAAACCAAUGCAGUAUCUGCCUUAAAGUAUUUAGUAAAGCAGUAACCUUAGAAAAACAUUACGUCCAGAGACAUCUAAACACCACUCCACACGAAAAGAAGCAUCUUUGUGAUUUAUGCGGAAAAGGUUUUGCCCAAAAGAACAAACUACGUGUUCACUAUCGUGUUCAUACAGGUGAUAAGCCGUACAGUUGCAGCUACUGCACCAAAGCCUUCACCAAGAAAGAUUAUUUGGUGAUGCAUGAACGGGUUCACAGUGGGGAAAAGCCUUACAGUUGUGAGUUUUGUGGAAGGUGUUUUAGCCAAGGCGCGCCAUUGAGGAUACACCUUCGUAGUCAUACCGGCGAACGGCCAUACAUUUGCCAAUUUUGUAGUUCCGGGUUCACUUCACGAGGUGCUUUGAAUAUUCAUUGCAAGAAUUGUACAGGAGUAGUUUAA